CGCUAAUUAAAGAUGGAUCUUAGAUGGGUAUAUAAGCUGCCAAAAUAAACAUUGAAUUCAGUUUAAGUUUGAACCUUACUAAAGAACAACUAUGAGGGUCCUGGUACUUUGUGUCUUAGUUGGUGUAUUGCAUACUAGGGCUGCACCACUAUCUGACAUCGAUGAAAAACUGUCCUCGUACUACAAGCAAUGCUCCACUGAAUCCAAAGUUGACGAAAGUAUAGUCGAGAAAGCUAGAAAUGGAAUCUUUCAAGAAGAUCCAGCAUUCAAGGCUUACAUCUAUUGCUUGUCCCAGAAAAUAGGGUUACAAAAUCAAGAUGGUGAAGUCCAAACCGAAGUUUUCAAGAAGAAACUGGAGCCUGUUGUUGAGGAUAAAGUGGUUUUUGAUAAACUAGUGAAGGAAUGUACCGUGCCCAAGGAGAAUCCACAGGAAACGGCUUUCUUUGUGGUCAGAUGUGUGAAAGAAAUGUUUCCUAGUAUUGAAAUUUUUAAGGUAGCACCAUCGAUCCAAGAACAAAAAGAGAAAAUCUUAGCAUACCGUAAAGAAUGCAUAAACGAAUCAAAAGUAGAAGAGUCGUUAGUCCAAAGAGCUUUCAAAGGCAUCUAUUCGGAUGCACCUGAAUUGAAAAACUACAUGUUCUGCUUCUCCAAGAAAGUGGGUUUCCAAAACCAAGAGGGGGCUGUCCAGAGGGACGUGAUCGAGAAAAAACUCGGAUCAAUAGUUGAGGACAAAGAAGUAUUUGACAAAUUAAUCAAAGAUUGCGUUGUCCAAAAGGAGAGUCCCCAGGAGACCGCUUUCUUUAUCGCCAAAUGUAUGCGUGAAGUGUCUCCCAAUCUGCAACUCUUUAAGGUCGACAGCUUUCUUACCCAAGAACAAAAAGAACUUCGCACCAAAGUACUUAAAAAAUGCCAGGAGGAGACUAAAGUGCCCACUAAUGUACUAGAAAAUGCCCGGAAAGGAGAUUUCCAGGAGGAACCACUCUUAAAAGACUACUUCUUCUGUAUAAACAAACAAUCUAAUAAUCUCGACGAGUCCGGGUUUUAUAAGAUCGAUGUAGUUGCUGAAAAAAUGAAGAAAUUAUUUGGCCAAGAGAGGGGAGAUAAAAUUAUCCAGAAAUGUAUUAAAAACUUGGAAAAUCCAUUGACGACCAGCUUUGAAGCCCUGAAGUGUAUUUACUUUGAAGUUCCUGAAACAUCUUUAGCUUUUUAAGUUAAUAUUAAGAUAAGAUCCUAAAUGUGCCUUAUUGUAGGCUGAUAAUAAUUUAUUUUUAUUUAUUUAAUAAACAUGAGUUUAGUCUAA
This is a messenger RNA of Anthonomus grandis grandis, 1300 nucleotides long. RefSeq lists its product as uncharacterized. NCBI's taxonomy places the organism in Eukaryota, Metazoa, Arthropoda, Insecta, Coleoptera, Curculionidae. The transcript is spliced from 4 exons. Gene Ontology annotation, biological process: sensory perception of smell. Gene Ontology annotation, molecular function: odorant binding. Bases 92 to 1210 code for a protein of 372 amino acids. The record is from RefSeq and is a predicted model, not a curated record.